CGGUCGCGAGUGUCGCUCGAUCAGUGUGCGCGCGGAGUGGUUCGUUCGGCGUCGCGCGCCUUAGCACUGGGUCUCACCUGGUUGGAUGGCGAACAGCGCGUAGCGAGCGCUGUCGGUUGUCUGCACAGCGAGCGACCUGCCCGACCCGCUAGGCACCAUGGCGGGCGUGCAGUUGCAAGGUUCGAGCCCCGAGGCGGGCGUGCCCGACAUGACGGUCAUCUCCGACAUCGACGAGCAGGGCAUCAACAAGAACCUACAAGUGCGCUACGCCCGCGACCAGAUAUACACCUACACGGGAACUAUCCUGGUGGCCGUCAACCCUUACAAGGAAAUCGACAUCUACUCCACGGAGCAUGUGUUCCGCUAUCACGGACGCAAGAUGGCGGCGCUGGAGCCGCACGUGUUCGCUCUGGCAGAGGCGGCGUACAAGUCCCUGCAGAGCACGUGCCGCAACCAGUCAACCGUCAUCUCCGGGGAGAGCGGCGCGGGCAAGACCGAGACCACCAAGUUCAUCCUGCAGUACCUCUGCUCCGUCACCAGCAACGUCAGCACCUGGGUCGAGCAGCAGAUCCUCGAGGCCAACACCAUCCUCGAAGCCUUCGGCAACGCGAAGACCGUCAGAAAUGACAACUCCAGUAGGUUUGGGAAGUUUAUGCAAGUUUGUUUCGACAGCAAAUGGAUGAUAAAGGGUUGUAUAAUACAAGACUACCUGCUGGAGCAGUCAAGGAUCACGUUCCAGAGCCCCGGAGAAAGGAACUACCACGUUUUCUACCAGCUGGUUGAAGCGGCCAAGAACAACAAAGAGCUGGCAGAGCAGCUGAGGCUGAAGCCAGCCGAGCACUACCGCUACCUCGACCAGUCGGGCUGCGUCCACAUCGACGGCGUGUGCGAUGCACGCAAGUUUGAUGCACUGAGGCUCGCUUUCAACGUGCUGCACAUCCCAGCAGAGAUGUGCGAUGGUAUUUUCAGCGUCCUGUCCGCCAUCCUCUGGCUGGGCAACAUGAGCUUUGAGGAUAUAGAUGGUGAGAAAUGUAAACUUACAGAAGAGGACAUAGAAAUCUUAUCAGUAGUUGCAAGUCUAUUGGGUCUACAGCAGGAAGAUCUAGUACAAGUGGCACUUUUACGGCAAAUUAAUGUACGAGGCAACAUCACCGAAAUUCCACUGAAGUUGCAGGAGGCAAAGGAGAACAGACAUGCCAUGGCAAAGGCUCUUUACUCUCGGACAUUUGCGUGGCUAGUCUCUCACAUAAAUACAUGUACCAAUCCUGGGCAGGAUUCUUCCCGCUUCCUUGGUGUCCUCGAUAUUUUUGGUUUUGAGAACUUCACCGUGAAUUCAUUUGAACAGCUGUGCAUCAAUUAUACAAAUGAAAAACUUCACAAAUUCUUCAAUCACUAUGUUUUUGCCUUGGAACAAGAGAUUUACCAACAAGAAGGGAUCGAAUUUGCUCAUAUUCAGUUCACAGAUAAUACGUCUUGUUUGGAACUGAUUGAGAAACCACCACGGUGCAUACUUAAACUCCUAACUGAACAGUGUCAUAUGCCAAAGGGAUCCGAUCUGGCAUAUUUGACCAAUCUUCAUGCUGAAUUUGAAAAUCAUCCAAAUUAUGUGAAAGGUGAUGAUAGAAGAAAAUGGGAGAAGGAAUUUGGUAUUCAUCAUUAUGCUGGUUGUGUGACAUACUGUGUUGAAGGAUUUGUUGACAAGAAUCGUGAUGUCCAGCAGGAUGUUUUCUUUGACUUCAUGAGUCGCUCGACAAAUGACUUUGUACAGGAGAUAACCAAAUAUCAGGAUUUAAUGUGUUGUGCCACUAGAAUGGGUACAAUGUCAUCUCGCGGUACAAGUAAGGGUAAACCAACAGUAAGUGACACAUUUCGCCAUCAGCUGCAGGCACUUGUUGAUGUGCUCCAAGCUACAAAUCCAUGGUAUGUGCGAUGUAUUAAACCAAACAUGCAGAAAUCUCCUAAUAACUAUAACGAAAAGUUGGUGCUGGACCAACUUAAAUAUUUGGGCAUGUUGGAUAUAAUACGUAUUCGCAAGGAGGGCUAUCCAGUACACAUGCCAUUUGAUGAGUUUAUACAAAGAUACAGGUGUCUCAUUGGUUCGGCACAAAAACUACCAUCUUGCCCUAAAGAAGCUGUUAAAUCUAUAAUCAAACUACAGAAAGCAGAAAGUACAGAAUGGCAAGUCGGUAAAAGCAAAGUGUUCUUGCGGAAUUGUGUACAUGAACCCUUGGAAGAUGCACGAGGUCAGAUAGUGAGGUGCAUGGCUACUCGUAUUCAGACAUGCUGGCGACGACAUUGCUGUCAAAGGGAGUACCUGAGGACACGAAAGGCUGCUCUCAGGAUACAGCAUGCAUACCGUGGCUGGAGGCAACGUCUGCAAUUUCUCAAGGAACGCCGCGCUGCAAUUGUCAUCCAGUCCCACUUACGAGGAGUUUUUGCACGGGAAGUUGCUGCUGCUUUGCGUGAAAUGCGCCGAGUAGAGGAGGAAAUGAGGAAACGAGAACGCUUAGAGGAGGAACGAAGGCAGCGUCAAGAGGAGGUGGAUCAGCAGCAGCAACAACAACAAGAAAUGGCGGAAAAUCAGCAAGCAUUAGAGGAAAGUGAAAGGGCUGCCCAACAGGAGAUUGCAGCUCUUUCACAAAUGGCAGAACAAAUUAACUCAAAACUUGCAUCAUCUGAACCAUCAGGUGAUUCUGUUGAUUUGGACAAUCUGUUUGCAUUCUUGUCUGAUGUGCAACCUCGUAGUAAUAACAUUAUUGAUGAAAUUGGAGAACAAAUGGAUGAACUUGUGGAAGACUUGGAUGUUGAGCUGGAGUCGGUGAUGAAGGAAGCACCAGUACCACCCUCUAGUUUGGAUCUGUCUCGUACAUUGGGUCCACCCUCUCUGCCAGAACCUACUGGACCACCCCCACCUCCACCACCAACUAGCCCACCAGCUACUUCAGAGCCCAUCUAUGAAUCAGUUCUUCCUCGAGAUGACGACGAUGAUGAUGUAACAUCACCAACCAGCGUAUCUGCUCCUGCAGCUCCACACAAGCUAGUACGACCAAAGAGUCCUGGAGUAGAACGUGUUCAGCAACACCGCACACCAGGCUCUCCUCUUGCUGGCUCUCCACGACACAGCAGGCCAAGUUCACGUGGAUCUACAGUAUCGGGGGGUGUGCAAUCCUCAUACUCCUGGCGUUACAAUGGUCGUGCUGAAGAAGAUGCUGAGAGAGAACAACGUCGGAAGUUCAGAGUUGAAAAGAAACUUCAAGAACUUGAAGAGCAACAGGAAAAGGAGGUGCUGGAUGAUGCUUAUCAUGAUAUUGUGGAGUUUGCCCAUAAUUAUUUCAACUCACAUGAACGAACUCCUGAAGGUACAAUUAUGGCAACACUUACUCGCAAAAAUAAACCUGUUGAGGUGAUGCCAAAAUAUGAGAUGGUGACGUAUUAUCGUGGCUCCAGCAUUCCUAACUCACACAUACAUAUGUAUGAUCCAGACAAUGUCAGUGUUGCAUGUGUAAUUUUUCGGGACCUGUGCAAAUACAUUCGUGGAGAACUGAAAGCUGAUGCUGAGCUGCAGACAAUACAAUCUAUUGUUGGCUAUGGUAUUGAACGUGAAGAGCUUCGGGAUGAGAUAUUUGUCCAGUGUAUUCGCCAAGCUACAAAUAAUCCAAAUUCUGAAUCAACUGAACGGGUGUGGCUCUUGCUGUGUUUAUGUAUUGUGUCCUUUCCUCCAAGUAAACUUCUUUUCAAGUAUUUUGUGUGCUUCCUAAAGAAAAAUCUUGCCUUAGAAGGGAAACUUCGCCAAUAUGUUCAGUGGUGCUUAGAUAACUGCAAGAAUACAAAAGUAUCGUGUCGUCAAUAUCCACCAUCUGCAGUGGAAAUAGCUGCAAUGCGUCGACUUGGAACAAUAGUAUGUAGGUUUUUCUUCUUGGAUGGGCGUACAAAAGCAAUUGAUGUACAUCCAACUGACACAGCAAGUGAUGCAGCAGCAAAGCUAGCAGAAAAGCUUGGUCUGAGAAACCUGGAAGGUUGGGCCAUCUAUCAGAGUAGACCAGAUGGAGAGGAACAUGUCCGUGCCCAUGACUUCCUCUAUGAUGUCAUUGCUGCUUGGGAGAUGAAACAGAGUAAAGGUGGAAGUUUCGCUACCCUGAGUCGGCGAGGCAACAGUACUACACUUGGAAGUGGAGAGAAUCGUUUUGUUUUCAAGAGACGGUUGUUCAGAACAACUCGUGAACUAUCACAAGACCCUGUGGAGUUGAAUAUGCUUUAUGCGCAAGCUGUCUACAGUGUUGUUAAGUGUGAUGACUUUCCAGUCAGUGAAAAAGUAGCUCUGCAGCUGGCAGGACUUCAGGCACAGGUUGCUCUGGGAGAACCUAAAGAACAAAACAAAUUGGAUUACUAUUCUGAUGUAGAUAGUUAUUUACCAGCUCGCAUUAGCAGAAUACGAACAGAUGACCAGUGGGUUCCAAUAUUGGCACAAGCUCAUCGGCAGUAUGGGGCUGGACGCUCUGAACUGACUGCCAAAGCUCUGUAUCUUUCAUGUGUCAUGCAGUAUCCUCUUUAUGGUACAACAAUGUUCCAUGUUACAUAUCGUGGCUACUGGUCAUAUGGCAACAACCUGAUCCUUGGUGUGAAUUGUGAUGGCUUGAUGCUGAUAAAACCUGAUGAUAAAUUUGUUUUAUAUGAGUUUCGGUAUCCAGAUAUAGAAUCUAUUUUUCUGGAUCCUAGUGACAGUUUCAUCACAAUUAAUCUGAUGCGACAACAACAAGACAACGCACAUAGAUGUUUUGUCUUUGAGACAACUCAGAAAUCAGAAAUUGGUUCACUGAUAGUGAGUUAUUGGCCUGGUCUUGCCUCUUGGAUCACAGAAAGUGAGGCUCCCAUCAAGAAGGUGAAACCAAUAACUAAUGAAGAUCGUAUUAGACUCUAUCAGAAUUUAGUCAACUGCCGGCGAAACCUCAUAGACAGUGAGAUAUUAAGGAAGCCCCAAGAUACUGGAGGUAGUUUCCUUCGGAACACACUUAGAAGGUUAAGUAAACAUCGUCUUGAAAAAUUACGACAGGAACAUGGUUCAACUGCAGAACAUGGAGAAACCUACAAAGGUUUUCCUUAUGCGUAUUGGGCAUUUAGUCGUCAGCCCAUACCUCAGAGCCUGAGCAAGAUGCCUGAAUCUGAAGAGACAGUAGCAAUCCAGAUAUUUAAUCUUAUAUUAGCCUAUGCAGGGCUAAGUCAGAAUGGUGAUGCAGUUCGGAAUAUGGAAGAUGACCACAUCAGGCAAAUGCAGGUGGUGAUGGAACGAUGUAUGCGUAAAGAUAGUUUACUUGUAGAACUGUACUUGCAGUUGAUCAAGCAAACUACAGACCAUCCUGAUCCUAACUCAAGGGUUAAUUUACGACACUGGGCACUGCUUUCACUUGCUUGUUCAGUUAUUCUUCCACCAAGCAAACCAGUACGCAAAUAUCUUGCUGCUCAUCUCCGUAGAUGUGCAUCUGAUUAUAUCACAGAGGAAGGGAAGUAUGCACGAUUUGCUGAAAAGUGUCUCCAUAAAACCCAAGGAACACGUCGCCGCCAGUGGCCACCUUCUCGAGAAGAAGUACUGUGUACAAUUAACCGGAGGCCCAUAUAUGCACGUUUUCAUUUUAUGGAUGGCCAAUACCAUGCAGUUGAAUUUCACCCCUCUGCCACUGCAAGGGAUGUCAUGGAAAUUGUUAAAAAUAAAAUUGGCCUUCGAGAAACAGCAAUGGGAUACGCCAUAUAUGAAGUACUUGGUUCAUCAGAACGGAGCCUCAUGCCAGAAGAAAAAGUAGCAGAUGUUAUGUCAAAAUGGGAACGAUACAGAACAGCAAAUGCAGCAGCAAGUCAGGUAGCAUCUGGUACAGGUAGCAUGAAAGGUGCCCGGCGUCCACAACAGCACUUGUUCCUAUUCAAAAAACACCUGUUUCUUGAUGAAUACAUGGACCUGGAUGAUCCUGUUGAAAAAGAGUUGCUGUACCAUCAGGUCCUACACAGUCUUCGUGCUGAUCGAUUUCCAGUCACAGAGAAAGAAGCUGUUAUGCUGACAGCACUCCAAGCACAACUGGAGAUGGGGGAUUGUGGAGAUACGGUGAUGGACUAUAGACACACGGCAUCCCACUGUUUGCCACCACGCUUUGUGCCUAACAUACCAUGCGAGGCAGUGGCACAGCAUCACCAGAGCUUACAUGGAAUGGGACCAGCAGAAGCCAAGAAGGCUUUCCUGAACCUUAUACAAAGUUGGCCAUUGCACAGAGCUACUAUUUUUAAUGUUAUGCAAUCUUUCACUUCUAACUGGCCCCGUGUACUAUGGCUUGCUGUUGAUCAAGUAGGGUUACAUCUUUUGGAGCACCGGUCUCGCAAUGCUCUCUGCACAUAUGAAUAUGACAGCAUACUUAGUUAUAGCCCAGCUCUCAAUUGCCUUAUGAUAAUCACAGGAAGUGAGAAGAAACAAAGCAAGAUCAUCCUCACUACAUCUCAGGCGUUCCAAAUAGCAAAUCUCAUACGGGAGUAUACUGAGGUCUUGCAUUCUCCACAGGAGGUUCAACUACGUGGUGAAAAUGUUAACCGCAAAUCAAGAGUCUCAAGCCGGCCUGUCAGCAUUCUACAUAAAUCUGUCCCCAGUAUAGAUGCUGUUGUUUCGUAGUAUGUCAACAAGAAGUAUAACAUGCACUUCACAGCCAGAUAAUGGCUUCAAAUAAAUAAAUGCUAGAAAUUCCAUAACAUGCCCUGUCAGUACUGAUGUUCUGCUGAGUUAUUCCAUGUUUGCUUUAUUCCUUUUCUUCUUUUCAUCUACUGAGCAUUCCAAGAACAGUCUGCAAUGCUGUUGUCAACAAAGCUGUUGUUUUUAUGUUGUUUAAAUUUAUAGUAAUUUAUUAUUUUUGUAAGUGAACUGACACGUAAUUUUAUUACCUUUUGAUGCGCUGCAUAUACAAAAUCAAACUGUUUUCAUAUUUGGCCUUUUAUUGUUGUGAGAUCAGUAGAGUGGUGCACUCAGAAGUAAUGUGCAUCAUACUCUUCUGACUGUUUUCUCACAGUUUGUUUUCACAUUGAAAAUUGGUUAUUAAAAUCAAAUAAAGGUUUCAAGCUCUACAAUGUGUACUGAAAAGAUAAUAUAUGUCAAGCAACAAUGAAGUGCAAAUAGAAUACAACAAUUGUUUAUCAGUAUUGGCAGCAGUUGAAUUCCUUAUUGUGAAGGAGAAAAGAAGACCUGUGUAAUUACUUUAAACCUUUGUCCCUUUAAUGACAUUAAUUUUUGUGUGUUCCAUAAACUAUCCAUGUAUUACACACCAUACUAUCGCAAUACUUAAAAUGAGAAUAGGUGCUAAGUUAAUUUCAGUAUUUCUUUUAAUUACAUGGAAGUUCUGUUGCUGACAAGUGUUCUUUGGAUUUUGAGAUAAUAGCUCCCAAGCUUUAUCUGGAAGUGAUAUUUUGUAAUAACAUAACAUUCAUAUUGUGAAGUGUUGCAGGAAUGUAUAUAGCUCUGACAAGGUGACAAAUGUACAAAGUCCUAACAAAUGAGAAUUUAUAACAAGUUUUGUUUUUAUGUUGUAUUUGAGUUUAGUGCGUACUAGACAACCCUGUUAUAAAUUAUUUGUAUAGUUGCAGAAUAUGUAAAUAGCUGGAUGGUCCUUAUGAAUGAAUAUUUUAAAUCUUCACAUACCUGAGAAAACUUCAGUGUGUACCAUUUACAUACAGUAUAGCUAAUACCAAUGGUUCUGAAGUGUACAAUAUGAAAUUAAUAAUCACACUGUCAUGUAUUCAGGUUCUUUUUCAAUAUAUUGAAAUGACAUACACUUGAUUUUAAAGGAGCGGAUAUAAUUAUGUUGUUCUGAGACAUUAAAAAAUUAAUUCCUAUUGAAAAUGUAAUAUUUUAUAAUGUUCUUGGUGAAGACUGAAUAUGUGGCCCAAUGGGGACGACUGUACAGUAACAUUAAAAUUAUGUAACAGUAUUAUUAGUGUUAUUAUUUUAAUAUGAAGGUACAAGCUCAGAUAUAAUUGGAUUAACACUCCUAUAAUGUAUGAUUCAUUGACUGUGUCCAUGGGAAGCUGGGAAGUUUCAUCAGCAUAUAACUGCAUAAAUGUGCUAGUCUAGUCCUUACAUGCUGUACAUGGUAAGAAAAAAGUUAAUAUAUUGUGCAUCCCUAGCUUAAGUAUUUAUUUUUAAAUACUUUCUUAUCAGUAGAUGUAAAAUUUUAUAAAGUGUGUUAUUCAUGACAACAUAUUUUCUUUUAUAUUUAGUUGAGUACAGUACAGUGUACUGAUAGUAACUAAACAAAGGCAAGACAUAUUGUUUAACUUGUUUUAAAGGACUAGUGGUGAUACUGUAACUUUCAUUUUCUGUUAGACACUUAUUGACAUUAGUGUACUGUACCCUCAUUCAUUUCCACAAUCUGUGGAAGAUCAUUGAAAGAGACUGGUUAGCUGAUCAAGUUUUAUAUAAGGAUGUGGAUCACAUUUGAAAUCAACAAUCAUUGGUACUUGCCUUCCAGUCUUUCAGUAAACAUGGACCAAUGUUGUGUUUUAUUGCUGCAGCAUGUAGACUUAAAAUGAUAAGUUUAUUUAACUACUUGUAAUGUAUUUCAUCAGUGCUCCUAUACAGUUCUUGUACAUCUUUAGUGUUUGUAAUAGAAUUUAAGGUUACAUCUUGUGAGACAAUUAAGUCACAUCUGAAAGUUUGGCCUUAUAACUGUGUGUUGGAAAUUAUGCACUAAUCAGUAUUAAUUUUGUGAACUGAUCUUUCACAAUUUUUACACAGGGGGAAAACUAUAGGUAGAUUGACAGUACAAAUUGCAGGACUGUUUGAAGCACUGAUAUGGUAAAUUACAAUAAUGAUUUUCUUCAUUGCGAGAACAGUUUUACCAGUUCAGUUAUGGAGACACGCCUACAUUUCCAUGAAAAAUGUUCUUGAACUGUGCCUUAAAUUUAUUAUUACUUUCACUGUUACCAAUUCUUCAGCUUGUCUUAUGCUGUCUCCACCUUCCUGUCUUUAUAUCAAAUUUUGUGGUUGAAUUUCCUCACUGUUUAUUUGCUUCUUGAAAAUCGACAUAAAAUAGGAACAAUAAAGAUUGUGGGCAUCUGACUGGUUUUUAGUUUUUGAAUAAUUAACAGAGAUCAUGCACUCAAUUAUUAGAAUAUCAGUCUGUUUCAUUUAACUACAACAAUGAUGCAUUUUUCUUCCUCUUCCUUAAUCCUUGUUCUUAAAUUUAAAACAAAAUUAUUUGUCAUGUGCUUUUUCUACAACAAUAUGUAAUUCAUUUUUUUAUGUAAAUAUAAUUUGGUUUGUAAUUUAGAUGCGUGAGGAAGUAACAAACAUAGUAUGGCUGAGGUAGCAUUCUCGCUUGUUAAUUACGGGUUAACCAGCACAUUUCAUAAAAUUUUCUAGGGUGAAAUUAUUACAGAUUAUGUGGAUCAGCUUGAAGAGCUAAAGAAUUACUAACUACCAAUUGUUCAUAUUCCAUUUUUGAUUGUGGAGCUCCUAUAGUAUUGCAAAAUCAGUAUACAGUAUUGCUCUUCUGCCACCCUGCCCCCUCCCCCCCCCCCCCCUCCCUACUCCUUUGUCCCCACUAUCACUUUAUUUCUUCUUCCUUUUACCACAUACACCUUUUUUUUUUUUCAAUUGAGAACAAAGGUGUAAUUAUCAGACCAAUUAUUUUUAGGUUCAGCUAUCAAAUUUUACAGUGAAAAUUCCUUUGAGUGAAAUUCGGCUAUUCUGUUUUAAAAAUCAUUUCAGACUAUUUUAAUUAGGUUUUCUUCAAGUAUACUGUGUUUGUUGCCAAAUAAAAUUGUUCAUUGCUUAAGGUACUGGGAGGACUGGGGUACAAUUCCUUUCUCAAUUCAGGCUUAUAAUCCAUCUCUAAGUAGCUCAUCAUCAACAGGAUGUUAAACUUUAAUCUCCAUUUUAAUUUUAUUUUGAAGAUGUGUGGAUGUGCACAUCAGACAACGUACCAGACCUUUGAUGAUAUCAACAACUGUUGUAUGAGACACCAUCAAAGUCUGCAAAAAAUUUUUAAAAAUCCAUCCAAUUCAUAUAUUACGUAAAUAAAAUACCCUGCUUGCCUCUUGAGUGUUUCUACCCUGCAGCUUGUUGGAUGAAACGGAAUGUAAAAAUCACAGGCCAGUAAGGCAGUUACCCAAUUUCUCCAGCAACUGUAUUUUACACAAAUCUCAUUUGCUUCCCCAGUCCCCCUUGGUAUUUUAUUUUGAUAUGUAGCUGUAGUUUAAAUGCAGCAAAAUAUGCCCUCUCUGGCACCUGCUUUCCUUCUAUGUACUCAAGCUUUUUUUUUUUCCGUCUAGUUUAAGGCUCCAUAAAAUUACAAAAUAAAUGGAACAGUUCGUAAUUGAGUAACAUUCUACUCUUUGACAUCUUUGAUCGAUCUAGUAAACUUUGCAUUCUUUUACUGGAGGUGCCUAAAUAUGCAUUGAGAAUACUUUCCUGUCUUGAUCAACUCUGUUGGCACAUUAUUUCUCAUCUUUCUUUCAUUAAUCAUGUGUCUUAUUGAUUCAUUUUGCUGUUGAGCUUUUCCUUCAAUUCACUUUGAGCUGCAUACACAAUCAAGUUCCAUAUACAAUGAAAACAUACUUUAUUUUUAGGAUUUAAAAUAUGCAGAGAAAUGUAUUCUUUUUUAUCAAGAAAAUCAACUGAAACAGUUAAAAUUAUAUGAAGUGCCUUUCAUAUCAUUUUACUUUAUUAGCAAGGUAUCAAUCAACAGUAGCACAUGAUAGCUCUUUGACAUUUCUAGUUACAUACUCUGUGCAAGAUGAAUAAGAUGAAUUUCUUACACAUACAACCUGCAGAUAAGACUUCUUAGAGUAGCUAUUUUUAUAUCAUAACAGUAAAACAGGUACAAAUUUUCUGCAUCUCUUGUAAAAACUGUCAUUUCUGAAAAAAGCACGUAAUGGCUGUAGGCUUGGAAAACUGUCACAACCUGGAAAUCCUUAUCUCAGUUCAUUUUCUUUGAGUGGUAGAAAUAUUUCGUACAUAGCAUUCCAUGGGAUCGUAAUUGUAUAAUUAUUCAGAAAAUGAUAGUACCACGAUUGUUGAACACAGGUUAUGGAGUCACUGAACUGGAAACUGAUUCUCUGCAUCUUUGUGUGUAUCAUACUUUAAUUAUUAUUUCAAUAAUGUCGUAAAAAUGCCACUCCAUACCUUAAGUUUCAAGGGAUGCUUUACCACCAUAGCAAGUAGCACAAUGUCACAUGCUGAUUUUUCUACUAGAUAUUCUGUAUUUUUCUUUGCUUGUGAGAAAAAUAGCUCCAGUUUCAUUACUAUCUGUAAUCAUAAUUUUUGUAUGUUAAAACAGAAAAGGAAAAUUGACAAACCAUGUAUAGAUCUGACACUGUUCUGUGUGGAGUGGUGACGCUAUAGGUGCUACUAUGCGUAAUAAUUUUAAUGUAUUGCACAUUGAAGAUUUUACUAUUGACUCACUUAGCUUUGUACAUGUGUAUAAUACAUUUGUGUGUGAGAGAGGAUGACUAUGUUCUUGUUAUUUUAGAACUGUUAUCUGUUGCCAUCUGAGCAUACGUGGACAUUGUUAUUUUGCCUCAAUUCUCUUGAAGCACAAGCUUAAGUCUGUGAUUUGUAAAUGUAGGUGGCUGUAAGAAGAAUGUUGGAUCAGAUCAAUUUGUAACAUUUAUAUGAUGGUCGUUUUAUGAUACCAAUUUUAUUUGUAUUUAUAAAUAAAUAAUUUGUGCAUAUAAA
This is a messenger RNA of Schistocerca nitens (vagrant locust), 11701 nucleotides long. RefSeq names its product myosin-I heavy chain (gene Myo81F). The transcript is spliced from 35 exons. Gene Ontology annotation, cellular component: cytoskeleton; myosin complex. Gene Ontology annotation, biological process: signal transduction. The record is from RefSeq and is a predicted model, not a curated record. Gene Ontology annotation, molecular function: ATP binding; cytoskeletal motor activity; protein binding. Bases 158 to 6646 code for a protein of 2162 amino acids. NCBI's taxonomy places the organism in Eukaryota, Metazoa, Arthropoda, Insecta, Orthoptera, Acrididae.